AUGGAAUCAGCCCCUGAUAAUCCAAACUCCGUGCCUGCAGCAACUAGUGGCUCUCGCUCCAAGCUUCUCUCAACAGGUCUUAAAGACAUCUUUAGUAAACCUGCUCUCAAGCAUCCACAAAAGGCAUUUACUGUACAACUUUGGAACGCGGAACAGAAGGCCAACCCUACUGGUAACAGCCCACCUCCACGACUAGUAGCCGGUCAGCAAAGAGCAGAGAUGUCGACUUCAGCCAGUGGACAGGCUACGGGGGAUAUCGUGAGCAGCGCGAACUCAGGAUUUCCCAAGACGAGCGAUGCGCCGGGCGAGCAAUUUGAGCCUAGACAAACGGCUACGAGUGAAGACUACGAGCCAGACCCGAGCAAGAGCAUCAAGUUGAGCCCGCAGAGGCAAGCGUUAGUCGACGAUCCCACCGUCCAACGCGUAAAACGCUACACACCCGACUGCGUGUACGACGACCAAUUCGUCUACGCAAAUGACCGCUAUAAGAUGGCGGGCCAAUGGUUCGCGCUCCCCAAACUCUUCAACGCCUCCAUCAACGAGUCCUACCAAGUAAUCCGCUCCGACGACGAAGUCAUCCAGUUCAAAAACAAGCAGUCCUGGACUUUCCGUCUCAUUCCCAAGACCGCUACUAUUACAGGGUUAGUGAGCUUGAGCUUGGAUCCCGCGACCAAGGACUCGGAGUUUAUGCAGAUCAAGUAUCAUAAAGAUCAGGCGAAUGAUAAGGAUUAUAGUCAUGAAGGAAUGGGCUUUAGCUUUAAGAAGUGGCAGGCAGAUAACGUGGUUAAGCAUAUGGAUGCGCCGGAGCUGAAAGAAUUUGAACAGGAUAAGGGGGCGAACAAAGAGCAUGUCAGGAAAUAUGGAAGUGGGAAGGAGGAGGGUGAGGCGCCGAAGAAGGAUUUCACAAACUAG
Alternaria atra is the source of this 912-nucleotide messenger RNA. RefSeq lists its product as uncharacterized. The record is from RefSeq and is a predicted model, not a curated record. The transcript has 2 exons. Bases 1 to 912 code for a protein of 303 amino acids. Lineage: Eukaryota; Fungi; Ascomycota; Dothideomycetes; Pleosporales; Pleosporaceae.